Molecule: messenger RNA, 1923 nt
Organism: Sebastes umbrosus (honeycomb rockfish)
Lineage: Eukaryota; Metazoa; Chordata; Actinopteri; Perciformes; Sebastidae
Gene: sike1
Product: suppressor of IKBKE 1
Exons: 5
Coding region: 278-955 (225 amino acids)
Source: RefSeq, a predicted model, not a curated record
AAACGGAAGUGACGUCAUCGUUCAGUCUCACACGGAAACGGUGCACUUGACAACAAAACAGAGAGAGAGCAGUUUGUAUGUGUUUGUACUGAACUUCUUCUGUAUACAGACACAUAUGUCCGAAGGCCUGCAGUAGUUAGUACACGUAGCUGUAGAGACAUUACAGCUGCCUCGGCUGACCGAGGCUAGACAGCUGUGGUAAGGUGUUUCAGUCUAAUCCAGCUGGAGGUGUGAAGCCGCUUGGUUGCGUUGCCUUCAGGAGUUGUCAGGUUCCAGUAUGGCCUGCACUUUGGAGAAAGUGUUGGGCGAUGCCCGGACCCUUCUGGAGAGGCUGAAAGAGCACGACACGGCGGCCGAGGGACUGAUCGAGCAGUCCGGGGCUCUCAACCACAGAGUGCAGAGCAUGAAGGAGGUGGGCAAUGCCCUUCCAGACAAGCACACAGAAGACACUUCGGAGAUUCACGAGCUGACAAAAUAUAAGCCUCAUGUCCUUCUGACUCAGGAAAACACUCAAAUCAAGGAACUACAGCAGGAGAAUAAAGAACUGUGGUUAUCACUUGAAGAACACCAGUACGCGCUAGAGUUGAUCAUGGGUCGAUACCGCAAGCAGAUGCUCCAGCUGAUGAUGGCAAAGAAGGAGCUGGACACCAAACCUGUUCUCAGCCUCCACGAGAACCACGCAAAGGAAGUGCAGAACCAGGUGGAGCGGAUAUGCGAGAUGGGCCAGGUGAUGAGAAGAGCAGUGCAGGUGGAUGAUCAGCACUACUGCUCUGUUCGAGAGAGGCUCGCUCAACUAGAGAUUGAGAACAAGGAGCUGCGAGACCUCCUGAUCAUCAGCAAGAGCUCUGUGAAGGCAGCGAGAGAAGAAACCAGCCAGCCAGCAGCAGCAGCAGCAGCAGCAGCAGAAGCAGAAGCAGCACAAGAACAGUCCCCUCAGCCAGAGUCCUGCGAGUGACAAGAACAGCUUCAGUGUGAACUGUAGUUGGGGCAGCAAGUCCUUCAGGACCAGGAGACAGGGUUGACGAUCUCUUUACCUGUGUUCAACACUUUAUUUUUUUACAUAGGAUGGAAUGCAUUCAGACCACAGCAUAUUUUUUGUAGCGAAGGCCACUUAAACACUUAAAAACACCCUGGCUAUCAGAUGCAUUUACCUGCAGGUAUAUCUGGAUGAUAGCUAUUGUUUUCAUAUGUACAGUAUGUGUAUAGUCACUGCAGUGAAUUUCACAUAAACCGGGACUUUUAAUGAGGUGUCUUGGUUAUCGCUGACAAGAAUUGAGUGGAAGCUAAGACAUAUGUAUUGGAGAAAAGGCAGUAAAAGCAAAGGGGUGUUAUUUUGUUUUUUGGCCAAAGAUACAUUUACUCUUCAAGGACACAGUUUCUACCUCUUUGGUGCCCCUUUGCUGUUAACACACAUUCACGAUGUGUAAAAUACUCAUAACACCCCUACUAUGAGUUCACUUGAAGUCCAUUAAGAUACCAAGUAUCCAAGUACCAGUGUAGUCUGCACCAUUUUAAGAGGCUGUGUUUGAUAAUCACUCUGUCAACAAGAUGACUUUUGGCUGUUUCACACAGUUUGCCUGCUGAGGAGUGACAGUGGAUCAUUUGUAUGGGAUUGUCUAUCAUGUAAUGAAUUUGAUACGUUUGUCAGUCUGUUUGUAGAAUUCCUAUAUAUAUUGGUGUCCCAGCUGAUGGCACAUCUUUAUUUAAUGGUAACAAUUUCAAAACACGCCAAGUUUUCGUGUAAUGGAUAUCAAAUGUUUGCGCACUGUAUGUGUCAGAAAAUGUAUAUUGUCAUCUCAGGAAAUCAGUGUUAAUAAGGUGAACAUGCUGUAACGACUUCAUGACAGUGUACUGAUUUGUGUCAAACGGAAUUUCAUUCAGAAAAUUUAAAAUACAUUUGCAAUAAAAUGGUGUGUAUGUGAA